This is a messenger RNA of Oldenlandia corymbosa var. corymbosa, 651 nucleotides long. NCBI's taxonomy places the organism in Eukaryota, Viridiplantae, Streptophyta, Magnoliopsida, Gentianales, Rubiaceae. The record is from the annotation of a GenBank genome assembly.
AUGCAAUCACUUUCUAUACUGUCGCCCUCUUGCCUCCCGCCAUUGUUUGCCGGUGGAAACGUCACUAGAACGCCGACGAACCUCCGAUUAGCAUCUCUUUCCGUCGCCGGACAUCAUCGGACCAUCAUCCACGGCCACAACCGCAAUCUUCUACGUAUUAUGUCUUCAGCAUCAACUAUAGGUACUGAUUCGGGUAUGGGCACGGGAAGUGCAGUCGGGGCACCGAAAUGGGUACAGAAGACCAUUACCUUACCUCGGCAGAGUCGAGGCUGUCAUCUGAUCACCUCAAAGAUUUUGAAGGAGAUUGGGCAAGAAUUGUCGGGGUUCAAAUGUGGUCUUGCACAUUUCUUCUUGCAGCAUACUAGUGCUUCCUUGACCAUAAAUGAGAAUUAUGAUUCCGAUGUUCGAGAUGAUACUGAGACCUUUCUGAAUAGGAUCGUCCCGGAGGGACGUUCAGCUCCAUGGAAGCAUACUAUGGAAGGGCCAGAUGACAUGCCUGCUCAUGUUAAGUCGUCAAUGUUUGGUUGCACCCUGACGAUACCAAUUACAAAUGGAAAGCUUAACAUGGGAACUUGGCAGGGUGUGUGGCUUUGUGAACAUCGCGACUCUGCUACCCCUCGCACAAUUGUUGUUACCAUGAAUGGCAUUUAA